AUGGCUUGUGCUGAGUUUCCUUUUCACGUGCCAAGUCUCAGCGAGCUGGCUGAAGUGCUGCAGAAGGGGUUGAAGGACAACUUUGCUGAUGUCCAUGUCUCUGUCGUUGAUUGCCCUGAUUUGACAAAAAGUCCUUUUACCUUUCCUGCAAAAGGCAUCUGUGGAAAAACUAGAAUUAUAGAAGUAGGCGGUGUACCUUACUUACUGCCUCUUGUAAACAAAACAAAAGUUUAUGAUCUGAAUAAGAUUGCACAAGAAAUCAAGUUCCCUGGAGCUUUCAUUCUCGGAGCAGGGGCAGGCCCCUUUCAGACUCUUGGGUUCAAUGCUGAGUUCAUGCCAAUUGUUCAAACAGCAAGUGAAAAGAAAUCUCCUGUGAAUGGAAGUUAUUUUGCCCAGGUUAAUCCUGCAGAUGGAGACUGCCUGCUUGAGAAAUACAGUGAGAAAUAUCAUGAUUUUGGGUGUGCAUUACUGGCUAAUCUUUUUGCCAGUGAGGGCCAGCCUGGCAAGGUCAUUGAAGUGAAAGCCAAAAGAAGAACUGGAGUGCUUAAUUUUGUUACUUGCAUGAGACAGGCUCUUGAGAAACAUUAUGGAGAUAAGCCUGUGGGGAUGGGAGGUACCUUCCUCGUUCAGAAAGGAACAGUGAAAGCUCACAUUAUGCCCGCAGAAUUUCCUUCCUGCCCAUUGAACUCUGAUGACGACGUGAAUAAAUGGUUGCGUUUCUAUGAGAUGCAGGCUCCUUUAGUUUGUCUGCCGGUUUUUGUCUCCAGAGAUCCAGGGUUUGAUCUGCGAUUGGAACACACUCAUUUUUUCAGUCAUCAUGGAAAAGGAGGACACUACCAUUACGAUACCAGCCCUGAUACAGUGGAGUAUCUUGGAUACUUCUCACCUGCAGAGUUUCUCUUCCGUAUUGAUCGACCAAAAGAGACUCAUUCUAUUGGGCGAGAUUAA
This is a messenger RNA of Elephantulus edwardii (Cape elephant shrew), 948 nucleotides long. RefSeq names its product chromosome unknown open reading frame, human C11orf54 (gene BKGD). The record is from RefSeq and is a predicted model, not a curated record. Lineage: Eukaryota; Metazoa; Chordata; Mammalia; Macroscelidea; Macroscelididae. Gene Ontology annotation, cellular component: nucleus. The coding region runs from base 1 to 948 and encodes 315 amino acids. The transcript has 8 exons. Gene Ontology annotation, molecular function: hydrolase activity, acting on ester bonds; zinc ion binding.